This is a messenger RNA of Xenopus tropicalis (tropical clawed frog), 2125 nucleotides long. RefSeq names its product ring finger protein 126 (gene rnf126). Gene Ontology annotation, biological process: protein ubiquitination; protein polyubiquitination. The record is from RefSeq and is a predicted model, not a curated record. Gene Ontology annotation, cellular component: cytoplasm; nucleus. The transcript is spliced from 10 exons. Lineage: Eukaryota; Metazoa; Chordata; Amphibia; Anura; Pipidae. The coding region runs from base 16 to 1029 and encodes 337 amino acids. Gene Ontology annotation, molecular function: ubiquitin protein ligase activity.
GUGACAAGUGUGCGGAUGGAGCAGUUCCGCAGGUCGCGACUACAUGAAAGCAGCGUGCUGACAUCACAGACGUCAUCUCCAGGGCAGCGGAAAAUGGCGGAGGCUCUACCGGAGGCCGGGAGGUACUUCUGUCACAGCUGUACGGCCGAGAUCAUCCCGCGGUUACCGGAAUAUACCUGCCCUAGGUGUGAUUCAGGAUUCAUAGAGGAGCUCCCUGAAACAAGAAAUUCAGAAAACAAUAGCAGCAACAAUUCUGGAACAGAUCAAAACAGACCUUCGUUUGAGAACCUAGAGUCUGCUCAGUUCACGCUUCCUUCUGGGUAUGGCCAGGUCACAUUUGGAAUCUUUAAUGAGGGCCUGGACUUUCCCAUCUUUGGCACUAGUGGUCCAGUUGAAGAGCCACGUGAUGGAGAGAGCAGGAGGGAGCAUCAGUCACGGCAGAGAUAUGGUGCUAGACAGCCCCGUGCUAGGUUAAGCACAAGACGAGCUGCAGGAAGGAACGAGGGAGUACCUACACUAGAGGGGAUCAUUCAGCAGUUGGUGAAUGGGAUUAUCGCACCUACAGCAAUGUCAAACCUAGGGGUGGGACCAUGGGGUGUCCUGCAUUCCAACCCCAUGGAUUAUGCAUGGGGUGCAAAUGGCCUAGAUACAAUAAUCACACAAUUACUUAAUCAGUUUGAAAACACAGGCCCUCCCCCUGCGGACACUGAAAAAAUACAAGCCCUUCCUACCAUCCAGAUAACAGAAGAGCAUGUGGGUUCUGGUCUGGAGUGUCCCGUGUGUAAAGAGGAUUAUACUGUUGGUGAAAGUGUGCGGCAACUUCCUUGCAAUCAUUUAUUUCACAAUGACUGCAUCAUCCCUUGGUUAGAACAGCAUGACACAUGUCCUGUUUGCCGAAAAAGUCUUAGUGGCCAGAACACAGCAACGAAUCCCCCUGGACUGACAGAAAUGACUUUCUCCUCAUCUUCAACCUCUUCUUCCUCCUCCACCUCCCCUACUGAUGAAAAUAAUGCUGCCAACAAUUCCUGAGCCCCGGUGCGGAACUAAUGGAUCAUCUGCAUACUGCUCCCUUAUUAUGUGGCCCUCUCCUGUACUGUUCUCCCACCUUUACAGCAGAUAGAAGCUUUACAUUCGGGGCCUCACUCCAGGAUGCUUAAUUGGACCUAGGGGAUGAGUCUCCUCCUGCUGGUGGGAGGCAGAUGGAAACUAAACAUUAUUUUUUUUUAUCCCCUCUAGGCUUUGCAAACAAUAUAGGUGGAAAGAGACCGAAUAGGUGCGAGCUGAGCCUUUUUUUUUUCUUUUUGAAAGGGGGAGGGUAUUUCCCCACUUUUAAAAAACAAAACAAAAAAAGCAGAAAACAGUUUAUGUGAGGUGACUCAUUUAUUAUUUUUAUUUUUUUUUUAAUGUUUUGACAUUUUUAAUCUUUAAAUUAAAAGUUUAUGGUUGAGUCUGCUCCUGGAGUGAGCAGCUACUGCACAAUACAAGUUCACGGAGCCAUUUUUAUUGCUUUACAAGGGAGGGUGAUGUGCAGGACAUCCAACCUGCUCUGGCUGUCACACAAGCUGCGAGUUGUAGUUCAGCAACAAGUGAAUGACGAGAAUGUAUGACCUUGAUGUAGUAUGUCCCUGUGCAAUUUAUAUUGCCCUGAUAUUCGAUAAAUGAAGAAAGAAGAUUGGGCAUCAACAGUUGAGGAUUCAUCCCAGCACUACAGUUUCUCUUUUAAGAAAAAUAUUGCCAAAACCACUGGUUUUAAUUUCUUUGGAUAACAUUUUAGUUUAUUUAGUCUGAUUUGUAUUGAGCCCAGAAUUAUUUUUGGUUGGUGGCAGCAGAGUUCACAUGUAAGGAUACAUAAGUCUGGAUAUUUGUACCUGCAGCUGACGUGUCACAAAUUUAAUUGCAAACCACCAGAUUUCUAUACACGUCAACAGAAGCGGUACAUUAGGAACAUGUCACAGUCCAGCUGUAGGUACAAUACUAUGUUUAUACAUAACUUUAAAUGAGUAAGCUACCAUAGACAAUUUCAAAUCAGAAUUAUUUAUUUUGCAGUGUGAAUCUUUUGUAUAGAAAGUUAACAGUAAAAAAAAAAAAAAUAAUAAUAAAAAGGAGGGGCCUAGGCCCUUGGAUA